AUGUCUCGUCGUUUGUCAGUGCGCGAGGAUUCCCACUUUCUAGUGCGUUACGUUUGCGACGACAGCCGUGUGUUCUUCAAGACUCAGUCUGACUUGAAUAUUCAGUGUGGAAAUGAGUAUGACGUUCAGUGGGGCCGGCCUAAGGAAGUCGAUCGAGCUGUGGUCUUGCAUGCUGGAUGUGAGCAGGACAUGAGGGCCAAGCUGCGAGAGAUGGAAGAUACCGAGUGUCUACCAGCCUCUCCUUGGUCAUCAGCUUCUUUGCCACCUUCACCCAUAUCUCCAACUCCACCGCCAUUCCAGGAGCCCAAACGUCGCAAGAAAGAAAAGUCACUUGCAAAACCUGAGAAGCCAAGGGCAACUGUUCUUGCCGUUGGACAACCCCCAACUGUACAACCUGCAGUGCCGGAGCCAGAGCCUGCUGAUCCACCUACCUAUCAGACUGAUGAAGCCCCGUCCACGUCAGCUGAUCCGCCAAUCUGUGAACCACGAACGCCAUCCACUCCAGUUCAGGGCACCACUCCCGUACGGUUCCGUCCCUACCACAACUCCACUGCAGAAGAAGGCACCGGAAGUUCCUUUCAACUGGCCUUGAUGAGGGAAAUGGUGGAAAUGCGUCAAACCAUUGACACCCUGACGAAGAAGUUGGACGCUUCCAACCGCCGCAUUGCAUCGUAUGAGGCCACACAGAAGACUGUGCUCUUGAACACCAACGUCUUGAUCGACUUCGCAAGGAACAUUCGAAGCAAGCGCCAGGAUCCUAUCGCUCCUGUGGCCGUGUCGACAACAUUCUCGCUGGACGACAUACCCGAGGAAUAUGCGAUCGGUGAUGAGGAACUGCGCCAGAUAGUGAGGGAUUCCCGGUAUAUUAAAAUAUAGAUACUGGAGUAUACAAGGGAAUUCGAUUCAUUGCAUAUGAUAUAUUUUUUUGGUCAAAACAAUGAACUUUACCAAUGAAUUGUUUAUCCGUACACUUAUACUACUUUAUUUAUGAAUUU
Magallana angulata is the source of this 995-nucleotide messenger RNA. RefSeq lists its product as uncharacterized. The record is from RefSeq and is a predicted model, not a curated record. NCBI's taxonomy places the organism in Eukaryota, Metazoa, Mollusca, Bivalvia, Ostreida, Ostreidae. The transcript has 2 exons. Bases 1 to 876 code for a protein of 291 amino acids.